AAAUGUACUCAUUUCUUAAAUAGUUAAAUGUUUAUGGCGAAAGUGGUUCAUGCAUCUCGCAAUAAGAAACCGGCUGACCACUCCCUAUAGAUAAAGAAUAUAGGACAAGUUUAACUUAUAUAAAAAAAAAAUGUGGAAAGCGACAGCCGGUCUGCAACUCCAAAAUACUCAGGCAGAUGCUGACGAUGACUGGGAAACGGAUCCGGACUUUGUAAACGAUGUCAGCGAACAAGAACAGAGAUGGGGAUCGAAGACUGUGGAGGGUAGUGGGCGAACUGCGGGUGCCAUUGAUAUGGAGAAGUUGCGUUUUGAAACCGAAAUGGCAGAUCAAGAAAAAAAGAAAAAAGAGAUAGAGGAGCAGAAUCCAGGGUACGGAUAUGGUGGAAAGUUUGGCGUUCAAACGGAUCGUAUGGAUAAAUCAGCGGUUGGCCAUGAUUAUCGUGCUAGUGUAGAAAAACAUGCUUCACAAAAAGAUUACAGUGAAGGAUUUGGUGGAAAAUUUGGUGUGCAGAAAGAUCGUGUCGACAAGUCCGCUGCUGGAUGGGAUCAUAUAGAGAAAGUUGAAAAACAUGCUUCGCAAAAGGACUAUGCGACCGGUUUCGGAGGCAAAUUCGGUGUUCAAUCUGAUAGAGUGGAUAAGUCGGCUGUUGGUUGGGAUCACGUUGAAAAGGUUGAAAAGCAUGAGUCACAAAAAGAUUAUUCAAAGGGUUUCGGUGGGAAAUUUGGCAUUCAAGAAGACCGUAAGGACAAAUCAGCCAUGGGCUGGGAUCACAAAGAAGCACCGCAAAAGCAUGAAAGUCAAAUAGAUCAUAAAGUGGGUUUUGGUGGAAAAUUUGGUAUACAAAAGGAUCGUAUGGACAAGUCAGCUGCAGGUUUCAAUGACACAGAAAAGCAACAGGUGGGUACAACAUAUACAAAAGUAAAGCCCAAUAUCGAAGGUGCGAAGCCAUCCAAUUUACGAGCUAAAUUUGAGAAUCUUGCCAAAAAUUCAGAAGAAGAAAAUCGUAAAAGAGCUGAAGAGCAAAAGCGAUUACGUGAGGAAAAAGAUCGACGUGAUCGCGAAGAGGCUGCUAAAAAAACAGUCAUUGAAAAUUCUCCGCUUCCAGCAGCAGAUGAAGCACGAGCACCACCACCUAAAGGAGCUAGAACAUCGAUUUUGACUGGUCGCGAGGGAGGUAUUAGCAAUGCGAUAAGUGCAUUCAAUCAAAUGCAAUCACCAACAACUGAAAACCCACCAGUUGUACGCAAAGAGCCAAUAACCAUAUCUAAAGCCGAACCUGUUCAGGUAAUAAAGCAAGAUGAAGAGAAAACUGAAAGUCAACCUGUUUCGGAGAAUCUGCAAAAAAAUGCCACAAUAACAGCACCACCACCUGAUGUUAUACCUUCUAUUGAAAUACAAAACGUAAUGACACCACCACAGUUAUCAUCACCAGAAUCACCAAUGCGUGAACCGGUUUACGAGAACAGAGAGAGUAUUGAACAAAAGCUGCUGCAACAAAAUCAACAGGUACAACAACAGCAACCCGAAGAUCUUGUGGAACAUCAAACGCUAUCGAAAAUAGAGAAAGAUGUUGGAGACACAAUCGUAGAGAAAACUACCGUUUCUUCAAACAGUGUUACUUCCGCUUCUGCGGUUCCUGCUCCAACAGAAGAAGAAGCUAUUUAUUCAAAUUCCGACAACUUGGCUGACUACAUUGAAGACACAGGCAUACAUGCUAUCGCCCUAUAUGAUUACCAAGCUGCUGACGACGAUGAAAUAUCAUUUGAUCCAGAUGAUACAAUCACUCACAUCGAAAUGAUCGAUGAAGGUUGGUGGCGUGGAUUGUGCAAGAAUCGUUAUGGGUUGUUCCCGGCAAAUUACGUGCAAUUGCUAAAUCAAAAAUAAUGAAAAAAUUAAUAUUAUGAAAACGACUGCGCUUUUUAUUCAGCUCAUUAAGCGGACGCACUGUUUUUUUUUUUAUAAAAUAUUGUUAUAAUAAGUAUAAACUUAUUGAAACAUACAAAUUGAAUGCUUCCUUUGAGACAAAACAAAUGCGAAAAUGCAAAAACAUGUUAAUAGUAGAUAUGGUUAUUUCAAGAACAUUUUUUUAUAUCAUAAAUCAUUGAUAACCAGUAUUGACCUCAAUUGCAUUUAUGCAAAGACGAAAUUUGCUUAAAACCAUAUAUAAAACAUUUAUUAAAAUUUUUUUUGUAUUACACAUUUUUUGUUAACAAAGCUUGACAAGUUGAAAUGGUUUGUGGAUAUAUCUUUGAUAUGCAGUUGCGAAUGAAUGUACUAAAAAACAACAAACAUUGCCAAUAGUGCUACUAACUGAGCGUGCAUGAUUUUUAAAAGCAGAUUUGAGGAAAAUUAUUCCUUCAAAAUUAUUGUUUAACGGUAAUAAUAUGCAAUUUUUAUCGAUUACGUAUUUGAAAUUUUUAAUAUGUAUGUGUAUGUUUAUGGUUAAAGACUUAAAUGUUACAAGUAGUGUAUUUGUAUAAAAUAUUAAAAUAAAAAUACUUACAACUUUA
Ceratitis capitata (Mediterranean fruit fly) is the source of this 2511-nucleotide messenger RNA. RefSeq names its product src substrate cortactin (gene Cortactin). Lineage: Eukaryota; Metazoa; Arthropoda; Insecta; Diptera; Tephritidae. The record is from RefSeq and is a predicted model, not a curated record. Gene Ontology annotation, cellular component: plasma membrane; cortical actin cytoskeleton; actin filament. Gene Ontology annotation, molecular function: actin filament binding. The transcript has 6 exons. Gene Ontology annotation, biological process: regulation of actin filament polymerization. The coding region runs from base 131 to 1885 and encodes 584 amino acids.